Drosophila subobscura is the source of this 2115-nucleotide messenger RNA. Its product is annotated as bleomycin hydrolase. The coding region runs from base 124 to 1809 and encodes 561 amino acids. Gene Ontology annotation, molecular function: cysteine-type aminopeptidase activity. The record is from RefSeq and is a predicted model, not a curated record. Lineage: Eukaryota; Metazoa; Arthropoda; Insecta; Diptera; Drosophilidae. The transcript is spliced from 5 exons. Gene Ontology annotation, biological process: proteolysis; response to toxic substance; L-homocysteine catabolic process. Gene Ontology annotation, cellular component: cytoplasm.
UCACUGUUGCUUGCACACACACAUGAAAGUAGAGCAGAGCCAGAUUCCGUAGUUAUCAAAUUCAAAACAAGUGAAAUUUUUAAAAGUUAAGCAAAAAGAGUGAAAGAGGACCAAAAAAAAACGAUGUUUUCGCGGUGGGCAUUCAAGCGUGUGGGCAAAUCCCUGCACUAUUUAGCCAGCUGUCAAGAAACUCCUCUCAAGAUCAAGAUCAAGACCAAGACUCCGACGAAGAUGUGGCAGCAGGGAGAGUGCCACAGUCGCAGGCAGAGCCAGGACCCAACUCAUUCAGUACGAAAAAUCCACUCAAAAUCGGGCGAACGUUGCCAUUCCAAUUUAAUUGCAGCCGACAAGAAUAGCUCUUCAGGCGCUGGCCCCGGUGGAAAUGGCAACAACAACAGCAGCAGCGCUUCAAAGAACUCCAUCCAUGGUUCGGACAGCGAUAGCGGCAGCAGCAGUGCCAUCACCACCGAACUACUCGGCGAGUGGCGGAAAAACUUCUACAGCCAACCGAAGAACUUGCUCGCCCAGAACGUGUGCUCCCGCGUGGACCCGUUCGAUGCGUGCCUCUCCCGCAAGGUGCUGGAGUCCACGAACCAUGUGUUCAACUUCAAGGUGGAGACGGAGGGCAAGCCGGUGACCAAUCAGCGGAGCAGCGGCCGCUGCUGGCUAUUUGCGGCCCUCAACUGUAUACGCCUGCCCUUCAUGAAGAACUACAAUCUGGAUGAGUUCGAGUUCUCGCAGGCGUUCCUCUUCUACUGGGACAAGAUCGAGCGCAGCAACUACUUUCUCAACAAUGUUGUGAAGACGGCGCGACGCGGCGAGAGGGUCGAUGGCCGUCUGGUGUCGUUCCAACUGCUGGACCCCACCUCCGAUGGCGGUCAGUGGGAUAUGCUGGUCAAUCUGAUAACCAAACAUGGUCUCAUGCCAAAGAAAUGCUUUCCCGAGAGCUUUAGCUGCGAGUCCAGCUUACGAAUGAAUGCCAUAUUGAAGAGCAAGCUUCGGGAGUAUACCCGCCAUUUGCGUGUGCUGAUGGAUCAGCAGCCCACGGAGGAGGAGAUCACAGCCAAGAUCCAGGAGCAAAUGUCGGAGAUCUACAAGGUGGUGGGCAUCUGCCUGGGCAUACCCUCCGAGACGUUCGUCUGGGAGUAUUACGACAAGAGCAAGAACUACCAAUCGAUUGGCCCCGUCAGCUCGCUGGAGUUCUACGAGCGCUAUGUGAAGCCGCACUUUAAUGUGGAGGACAAGGUGUGCCUGGUGACCGAUCCCCGUCCAACCAGCAAAUACGAUCAGGCCUACACCGUCGACUGUCUGGGCAAUGUGGUGGGCGGACGUCCCGUUCUGUACAACAAUCAACCUGUGGACCUGCUCCUGGCCGUUGUCACCAAAUCCCUGAAGGCCGGCGAGGCUGUUUGGUUUGGCUGUGAGGUCAGCAAGCGUUUUGCCUCCAAGCAGGGCAUCGAGGACAUGUCAGUCCAUGACUUCAAGCUGGUCUUCGACAUUGACAUACAAACGACCUUUUCGAAGGCAGAUCGUCUCAUGUAUGGCGAGUCGGCCAUGACCCAUGCCAUGGUCUUCACCGCCGUCUCUGUGGAUAAGAAUGGCGUGGCGCAGAAGUUGCGCGUGGAGAACUCUUGGGGCGAAGAUCGCGGCGAGAAGGGAUAUCUGGUGAUGUGCGCCGAUUGGUUUAGGGAAUUUGGCUUCGAGGUGGUUGUCGACAGGAAGUAUGUGCCCGAGGAUGUGCUGCGCGUGUUCGAUAUGAAACCCAUUGUGCUGCCCGCCUGGGAUCCAAUGGGCACGCUGGCGCAGUGAGCGCCGUGAGCAGCAGCCGUCGUCAUUACAUAAAUACAACCCACAUAAACGUAUAUAAAAAGCUUUACAACAUCAAUGGCAGCAGCAGCCACAUCGAAACGAGGCGACACCAGACGAGACGAGAUGGUUGUUGGUGUGGCAUGCAAGCAACUUAAGCAUUAAUUUUUGUUCUUUUUAAAUUUGUUCGUCCUCCCCAUCCCCCCUAUCAAAUUAUGUAUUCAAAAUCCUCUGUUUGUCUGAUGUCAGGGCUUUACCAAAACGGAACGCAAUAAUUGAUUGAUUUAACCACACACUCACACACACACA